This is a messenger RNA of Amoebophrya sp. A25, 958 nucleotides long. The record is from the annotation of a GenBank genome assembly. NCBI's taxonomy places the organism in Eukaryota, Dinophyceae, Syndiniales, Amoebophryaceae.
AUGAGGGUCGAUCUUCCAGCAGGGUCCGAAGUAGGUGGAUUAAGGUGGAUACAACUCAGUAGAAGACAUCUUCAUGUCAGAUUAAGAACCACUCAUGUCAGUUACGGAUGAACAGAAAUUAUUGGUGUAGGACGAGUCUGGCUUCGACCUCCCUCAUAAGCAAUAUGCAUAGGAGAAUCCGUCUCGCCAGUUUCUUCUCUUGAGGUGUAUUCCCUUUUCGUGAGGAAAUGAUAGUGAAAGUAGAUAGGCCGCGUCUAAUUAUAGGAGAAUCCUCCUCCUCGUCCUCCGUUCUAGAGGGUGCUUUGCGUGAAGAGAUCCGGUUGCUCGGUGACACUCGGGACCGUCUUGUCCGCCAAUGCAGUGCGCUGGAGAGGCGAUAUGUAAGAGCUGUACGCGACUUUCUUACCACCUUUGACGUACAGGAGAGGAACAUAGUACCACUCCCACAGGAGGAUGCUGGAGUUGGUCAAGAGGAGCGGACUGCUGCGGAAGAUAAGGAUACGUUCUCUACCAAAAUAUGUACUACGAAAAAGACAAAAGUCUUGUCUUGGGGAGAGGCAGCUGAAUGGUUUUCUGACAAUCAUGGCCUCAAUCUAGCAUAUGCGGGAACCACUGCUAGUACCACGGGUCGAGACCCUCUACAACAAAACGCGGACGAAAAUGAUUUAUGACUAGUUGUAAACUCUUGUCAAGCAAGAACUAGUUGCUUAUCUUGAUCUUCUGAUACGGUUGUAGCUAGAUGAUAGAAAUAGAUGCAAAUGGAAUACUAGGUUGAGAUACAACGAUUACAGAUCAUAGAACUACAUACAGGAGAUGGAAGAACCUGAACCAUACCCAUGGAGAAUUUAUUAAUAUUGUCCACGCUUGAUGCUGACUCUUCUAACUCAUUUCGACUUUUCGAAUUUUUCCUCCGCUUUCAAAAACCUCUGCCUCACAGUACUGGGAAGCAGCGAGGAUG